Myotis myotis is the source of this 1303-nucleotide messenger RNA. It is a transcript of the gene PPCDC, whose product is annotated as phosphopantothenoylcysteine decarboxylase. The transcript is spliced from 6 exons. NCBI's taxonomy places the organism in Eukaryota, Metazoa, Chordata, Mammalia, Chiroptera, Vespertilionidae. Gene Ontology annotation, molecular function: FMN binding; phosphopantothenoylcysteine decarboxylase activity. Gene Ontology annotation, cellular component: phosphopantothenoylcysteine decarboxylase complex. The record is from RefSeq and is a predicted model, not a curated record. Gene Ontology annotation, biological process: coenzyme A biosynthetic process. The coding region runs from base 281 to 796 and encodes 171 amino acids.
CAAGGGCCUCGUGUCCAGCCGCUGCGCCCUCGGUAGAGAGGCAGUUCCGUGUCCUUGUGGGUGUCACUGGGAGUGUGGCGGCCCUGAAGUUACCUCUCCUGGUGUCACAGCUUUUGGACAUUCCUGGCGGCUCUGCUGAUGGUGGUGCUGGCGGAGAAUAGGCCAAGAAGAACAGGCCAAGAGCUCCAUAGACUGAAACAGGGGACCAACUCUGGAAAGGUGGAUUUUACCAAGGAAAAGUGAGAAACUGCAUUUGGGACUAGAAGAGUUAACUGUGCAGAUGCAGUUUAGGGCUUGUGGCUCAGUAGCAACAUGGCUGGAAGUAGCAGUGGUCACAACUGAAAGAGCCAAACAUUUCUACAGCCCCCAGGACAUUCCUGUCACCCUCUACAGCGAUGCGGAUGAAUGGGAGAUGUGGAAGUGCCGGUCCGACCCAGUUCUCCACAUUGACCUUCGGAGGUGGGCAGACCUUAUGCUGGUGGCUCCUCUCGAUGCCAACACUCUGGGGAAGGUGGCCAGUGGCAUCUGUGACAACUUGCUUACCUGUGUCAUCCGGGCCUGGGACCGCGGAAAGCCCCUGCUCUUCUGCCCAGCAAUGAACACUGCCAUGUGGGAGCAUCCUCUUACCUCGCAGCAGGUGGGCCAGCUCCAGGCCUUUGGCUAUAUCGAGAUCCCCUGUGUGGCCAAGAAGCUGGUGUGUGGAGACCAAGGUUUGGGGGCCAUGGCUGAGGUGGACACCAUUGUGGACAAAGUGAAGGAAGUUCUCUCCCAGCAUGCUGGCUUUCAACAGGGUUGAACCCAGGAUCUCUCAUGUGUGUCCCUCUGUACCCAGUGUGUUUUCAGGCCAUGUCAGUGAAGGUGGACAUUGGCAAAGUAUGGCGGGAAUUCACCUUUGCUGAGUAGGGGUCUAGCCUGGGUCUGCUCCACAGUCUCCAAGGGCCCGACCUGCCCCGAGGUAAAUUGGCCCAGGUCUCAACUUCUUUCAGCCAGAAGACUCCUUGCUAUCUGGAGUUCCUCCCCUCCUUUUCCUGGGAUGGUUCCAGCAAGCCAGAGGGGCAAGCUGCUGCAUUGUCCCUGUGCCUCUAGGAGGGGACUGAGGAGUGACUGGCCAACCUGAUUCCACAUUGUGCCCAGGAACCACUUUUAGAAAUGGUCUCAGCUGGAGAUUCCCAGUGUGACGGGCCCCUGGCUAGGCCUUUGGAACUUCAGCUGCCCUGCAGGGUCAGGAAAGCCUACACGUUGGAAAGACCCUGAUCAUGCUGUAAGAUUGGGGGUACUGGGAAAUAAAGAAAAGUGACCUUUU